Girardinichthys multiradiatus is the source of this 1929-nucleotide messenger RNA. RefSeq names its product spondin 2b, extracellular matrix protein (gene spon2b). Gene Ontology annotation, cellular component: extracellular matrix. The record is from RefSeq and is a predicted model, not a curated record. Gene Ontology annotation, biological process: cell adhesion. NCBI's taxonomy places the organism in Eukaryota, Metazoa, Chordata, Actinopteri, Cyprinodontiformes, Goodeidae. The coding region runs from base 170 to 1186 and encodes 338 amino acids. The transcript has 6 exons.
GAGGACUUGGGAGCCUCGCAGUCACUCUUCCUGACAGCCACAUCCACUGCUCUCCUGUCCCCCCCUCCUUCACCUCCAGCCCUCCUUUCCACUCAUCUGCAGCAAGCCUUCAUUCUUCUGGAACACUGCACCAAACCAAUAUUCUAUCUUUCUCCAACCUGAACCAGUCAUGGAAACCAGCAGGAAGAUUCUCUCCUUCUCUGAUGCCCUCCAUCACCUGCUUGUCAUGAUGCUAACUUUCAUCCGAGGCGUUUAUUCAAUGCCCGUCCCAACAGACGUCCCUAUGUGCACGGCCUCAGAAACAGCCCAAUACAGCCUAAUGUUUACUGGAAAAUGGACCCAAGCAGCUUUUCCUAAGCAGUACCCUGUGUACCGCCCACCUGCACAGUGGUCCAACCUUAUUGGGGUGACCCACAGCUACGACUACCACAUGUGGCAAAGUAAUGAGUUUGCCAGCAAUGGAGUGAGGGAGUUUGCGGAAAAAGGCGAGGCCUGGACAAUCAUGGAGGAAGUUGAGACGGCCGGUGAACGGAUCCAGAGCGUUUAUGGAAUCCUUUCAGCUCCUGCUGUUGUGGGAGGCACAGGCCAGAUGAACACAGAGUUUGAGGUCUUUGCAAGGCACUCCUAUCUAUCAUUUAUUGUGCGAAUUGUCCCAAGCCCAGACUGGUUUGUGGGUGCUGACAGCGUUGAUCUGUGUGACGGUGACCACUGGAAGGAGAAAGUGACACUGGAGCUUUUCCCAUACGAUGCAGGAACUGACAGUGGGUUCACUUUCUCUUCUCCCAACUUUGAGACCAUCCCACAGGACAGAAUCAUGCAGAUCACCUCGUCCUUCCCUAGCCACCCUGCCAAUUCCUUCUUCUAUCCCCGCUUGAAGCAUUUACCGCCUAUUGCCAAGGUCACACUGACAAAAAUAAAGAAGAUGAAUCAAAUCAUCAGCCUGCCACUGGAGCCGACACAGUCCAACCUGCUGCUGACGGGAAAUGAGAUCGAAGACAAGCUGAUAAACACCCCCCUGGACUGUGAGGUGUCAGCCUGGUCUCCCUGGGGCCUGUGCAAAGGCAAGUGUGGAGACUCAGGUGUGCAGCACCGCACCCGCUACAUCAUAAUGCACCCAGCAAACAACGGAGCAGCCUGCCCUCUGCUGGAGGAGGAGAGGAAGUGCUUCCCGGACAACUGUUUAUGACUAGGCCGGGACAGGAGGGAGAGGAAGGAGAGGAGGAAGAAGAAAGAGAAGAAAAACAAAAGAGGAAGGAACGGACGGAGACGUUCAAAGAACCACAAAAGGUCUGCAAUUUAUUCACAUGACGUGUAAACAUCGAUCUGUUCAAUCCCAGUUUCACCAUUUUUUUUGUCACCAACAUGAUGAAUUGCUAAAAAGGAUGGAGGAAAUCCCAACAAGUCAUUCUGAUAGAAAUGCCAGAACUAAACAGGAGUAGUUUGGCAGAGAAGCCAAUAGACCCCAAUUCAGUUUUGACCAGUGAUCAGAAUGGCUACAGAUGGGAAGACACACUGAAAACACACUGGUACUAAAUCUGGUUUCACAGCUUUAAAUGAUAUAAAAAAUGUAAUCCUAUUAAGUGACCUUGACCAAAAAUACCGUACAGCAUGUGUUACAGACAUACUGUUUCCCUUCAGAGAAGAACAUAUUUAUUGACAGGAUUUUAACCUGUUCUGUACAGCAUAUGAAAUUUAAUUUGAAUGUAUGAACCUGACUGUUGUGAAGAGCCUCGAGACAACAUGUGUUGUGAAUUGGCGCUUUAUAAAUAAAACUGAAUUGAAUUGAAAUCUGAAAAUUGUAUUCCUUUACAUUAUUGAGAUAUAAAAUAUGUCUAAAGGUUUUUGUAUAAAACAAUAAAAAAUGUAACAAAUGCAAAACAAAUGUAUUUUUCUGUAGAAGAUAAUAAAGUGUGAAUGUAUCACGUGAAA